CCGAAGAUGUUGAAGUUAUGUCUACAGAUUCCUCGAGUAGUUCGUCCAGUGAUUCUCAAUAAAUAUUCGACGGACGUCGUCAUCUGCAUCCCUUGAACGCACAAAAAGGUUUGACAAAUCUGUCCACAAACAAACACACGAGAGUUUGAAGUCAACCCAACCCAACCCAAGCGCGCGUUUCGUUUUGUUCCGUUUGACGUUUCGAAGCUUCCGUAUGACAGCUGUUACGUCACGCAUGCGCGAGAGACGUCAGUCACGCUUCAGCUGCUCUUGUAUAACAAAUAACAACACCGGUGAGCGCGGAUGCGUAUUUUGACAGACGUCUCUCCCGUUGAAUCUCGUGACCGAAACUCUUCGCGGAGGGUGUUCGAGUGCCUGGGAAUAUUAUCGCGAUGACCACAUCUGUCAGACAGCUUCGAGAGGAGCCGUCCCCACGUACGAGACAUGCGGAGGAUCCGACGACGGUUCCCGCCAAUUCCUUGCCAGCCACGUCUCACAACAUGGAUGUAAGAACAGUGCAGAAUUGGUUGAACAGACUUCCUGAUGAUUGGAGCUCGCCGCAGAGUCCUGAUGAACUUGUCAUUCAAAACAGAGGUCGACGCAAGUCCAUAGUGUGGUCUCCUGAUAUGAACACAUAUAAGCGACAUAGUUUGCUCAGUUUGAGCUCCAAAGACCAUACUCCAAUUAAAAGACCAUCGACAUCAAGCAUGACGUUGAGAGACGCAGCCAGAAAAAGACUUUCUCUUGGCGAUACCAGUCAAUCUGAGUUUUCUACACCAAAAAGCAAGAAAAACAAAACAUCGUUGUCUUCUCGAGUGUCACUAGAUGCUGCGAGUAAACAGCGAUCUGAUGAUAAUUUUGUCAACGUUUUACGAGAUCUUAGUCACGAGCAACUUGUACAGUUGAUUAUGGAAUUGGUAUGCGCACAGGAGGACGGUACGCUGCAUGAGGAUGAAAAACUUCGUUAUUUUCUUUCAAAGAAAAUAUCAGACGCGGAUGUUCAACCAUUCUUAGAGAAAUUGAUUGUCUUGAGGCAGAAUAUUUACGCUAGCCUCGUAUUUUCUCCGAAUUUGAAUGAUGAAUCUGCAUACAACAGCGCUUACAUACAUCUUGAUGCGUUUCAGAAAGCUCUAAUCGAUCAGGCAAGAAUUCUGCAAGAAUCCCAACACUGGGCCUCAUUGAUGCACUAUGUAUUGGAAGCCUGGAAAAUCGCCAGAGAAUUACCCGAGUGGGAAAAUCAGGGUCUUUGUAAUACCACACAUAAAUGUUUCAGAAGUUUGUCACAGUUUUGUGCUGAAUCUAUAAGAAGAGGGAAAUUUGAAAUCUCAAGUCUGGAUAUUUAUAUUGAAAGUCUUAAAACCAUAGUGGGAGAAUGCGAAGAGUUUCAAAUAUGUCUGCAGAUUGCAAAGGAAGCAAAACAGGUUUAGGUUUUUUUCUGUUUGAUAUCACAGGCACAUAUGCUUGAUUGUUUUAUUUAAUUAUUUAUCAGAUGGGCUCGGUAAUAGUUAAAAUAAUAAUAUUGACAUGUCAACUCUGUACGUCAGUGUGCAAGGUGAUAGAUAAAGUAGAAUUAACCAGUAUAAAAGUUGAAGACGAUUUCAUUUUUGAAAUGGAAAAGAUUUCUUUUCAUCAUUAUAACAUUAAUUUGUAUCUUGAACUAUACAUGUGUUAUACAUGUGUACAUUGACGUAAACAUACGUUUUAUAUUUAUAUAUUUGUUCAGUCUCUCAAAAGCUACAUAAACACACACGGAUAAUAUAUAUGAAAUGUAAUGAAUAUAUAUCAUCCAACAAUAAUGUGAUUAGACAUAGUGGCUGAUAUAAAACAAAUUACAUUUAUGCCUUGAUACUCUCUUUAAGUCUUGUAAACUACAGAUAGAUGUGCCUUUUUGUAUAUUACUUUAAUUAAGUUGUUUAUUUUAUUAAUAAGUAUUUAAAAAUACAAGAAAUAAGUAUAAUUUUAAUUUCCCGGUGAAAAGAAUUGUUAGCACUUGUGAAAGUGAAUAAUAUUGUAGCUAAAAAAUUAAUUGACACAAUAAGAUAUUGAGAUCGAUCUUUUUAAAUUCGAUCUUUUGGAACUUCGAUAAUUGUUAUAUUUGUCCAGAGUAUAUAAAUGAGAAGAAUGUAACUUUUGACUCUCAAAAGUACAUUUUUGUGUUUCGAUAACACUUGUACAAGACUAUAUCAUAAGUUUGUUGUAAAAUUAUUUUUAUACGCGUUUUUACAUUUUAAAUCUAUUUUAUAUAAAUUAUAUAUUACUCUCGUAUAUAAAAAAAAGAGAUAUGCACACAUCCAAGUUUAACAGUACAAACAAGAUACAUACUUCAGUGUACAUAGAAUUAAAAAGGCACGUUUUGAUAUCAAGAAGCCAGACACUGUUUUAUGUUAUGUUGUAUAGCAGUUAUUUCAUCGUAACUCGACGCAUUUUAAAGUUCUCGCCCUUCUACAAAUCAUUACAUCGAAUAUUUUUUUUGUAUGUUGCGAGAAUAUUUUUUUCCAUAAUCAAUAGUAAUAGGUGGUAAUUAGCAUUAUUACAUAUUUAUAUCGUAAUUAUAAUAUAUUUAUUGUAAACGAUGCCUGAGAGGGAAUGGACUAACUGGUGAAAGAAUGUAUUUUUUUAUUAAAAACAAUUUAUUUGUCAUAAUAUAUCGUGUGUGUGUUUUUCUUAUA
Messenger RNA from Nylanderia fulva, 2669 nucleotides. RefSeq lists its product as uncharacterized. Gene Ontology annotation, biological process: nuclear protein quality control by the ubiquitin-proteasome system; proteasome localization. Gene Ontology annotation, molecular function: proteasome binding. Lineage: Eukaryota; Metazoa; Arthropoda; Insecta; Hymenoptera; Formicidae. Gene Ontology annotation, cellular component: nucleus; nuclear membrane. The record is from RefSeq and is a predicted model, not a curated record.